GGUCAUGAGUUCCUACUUUGUAAAUCCUCUCUUUUCCAAGUACAAAGGCGGCGAAUCGCUGGAACCAACUUACUACGACUGCAGAUUUCCACAAAGUGUUAGCAGGAGCCAUGCUCUCGUGUAUGGUCCGGGCACCACUGCUCCCACCUUCCAGCACCCUUCACACCACGUCCAAGAGUUUUUCCACCACGGAACCUCGAGCAUCUCCAACUCUGGAUACCAGCAAAACCCAUGCGCCUUGGCGUGUCACGGAGACGCUUCUAAAUUCUAUGGAUAUGAAGCUCUGCCGAGGCAAUCGCUUUAUGGUGCUCAGCAAGAGACGACUGUUGUACAAUAUCCUGACUGUAAAUCGUCUUCCAACAGUAACUCUAGCGAGGGACAAGGGCAUUUAAAUCAAAAUUCGUCUCCCAGUCUCAUGUUCCCAUGGAUGAGACCUCACGCUCCCGGAAGACGCAGUGGCAGACAAACUUACAGCCGGUACCAGACCCUGGAGUUAGAAAAGGAGUUCCUCUUCAACCCGUAUUUGACACGGAAGCGGCGGAUUGAGGUCUCUCACGCCCUGGGACUGACCGAGAGACAAGUGAAGAUCUGGUUCCAGAACAGGAGGAUGAAGUGGAAAAAAGAAAACAACAAAGAUAAGCUGCCGGGGGCCAGGGACGAGGAGAAAACGGAAGAAGAAGGGAAUGAGGAAGAGGAAAAAGAAGAGGAGGAAAAAGAAGAAAGCAAGGACUGAGUUCUCAGCCCCUUGAAGUCUCGUUUUAUGGCAGAUGAUAAAUCGAGAUGUUUACGACGGUCAUUUGCUUUUAUAGAGUAUAGAAUGGAGAGGCUCACACAGCAGUAACUACCUGUCAAACAGUUGUAGCCUUUUUUAUUGUCAUAGAAACUUCCCCUACUUUUUUUCCCCCUCCCUUUUUUUUUUUUUUUUUUCCCUUUCUUUUUUAAUAGCGGCGUUUUUAGCUCCAGAAAUACAUAGUUGGCUCCAGCGCAGCGACGCUGUGUGUGUGUGCUGGGGGGGGGGAAGGAAAUGGUGCAGCAAAACCCGACACCCCCCACCCAGAGGCCACAGCGCGGAGGAUCUCGUCCCCGUGCUCGUCCCCGGCUGCACAAAAUGUAUUUAUUUGAACAGCUUUGACUUUGCCUUUUUCCGCUUGGUUUUGCCUCUCGCGAAUGACCCCGGGGGAAGCGCGGGGGUGUCGGUGCGGUGGCCGUCUAUCGGGGCCGAUCGCCGCUCCUAAAAGCCGCUUAUCACCCAUUGAGGGGCCGAUCCUGCGAGAUAAGGGGGGGCUCGGAGCCUACCUGGCAGCGCCCGCACCUCCUCGCCAUUGCGCUCCCAUUGGGUUCCCACUUGAGUACCCAUAAUGUUCCUAUUGGGUUCCCAGUGUGCUCCCAUUGGGUUCCCAUUGGGCUCCCAUCGUGUUCCCAUUGGGGUCCCACUGCGUUCCUAUUGGAUUCCCAUUGUGUUCCCAUUGGGUUCCCGUCGCGUUCCCAUUGUGUUCCCAUUGGGUUCCCAUAGGGCUGAGCGCAGAAAAUACCUGUUUUUCUUCUUGCUUAGGACUCGAUAGGCCGAAAUUCGCCCCCCACCCGCCCCCUUCGCCCCCCACCCCGAUCCCCAUAGGCGCUGUUUGCCCUUUGGCUGUGUGAGCACUCGAAAUUCUUCAUGUACUACCUAAAGGGAAAACCUGCAAUAAUUACCAGAACUAGUAUCAACAAAGGGGCUGACAUAUCCUAAAUUUCACUUGCUCCGAAUUUAUUUAAGAGAGAGAGCCGUGUUUCUGCCCUGAUGCAAGCUACUAAGUAGCAUAACAUAAUCAUAAAAUAAUAAUAAUAUUAAUAAUAAUAAUAAUAAUAAACCAACCAACCUUGUAUUGUACUUUAUCACUACCUAUAGAAGGAGUCAUGCUUUGGAAGUAUUUGUAAUGCGGUUUUAUUGUCGUUUGU
Messenger RNA from Numida meleagris (helmeted guineafowl), 1938 nucleotides. RefSeq names its product homeobox C8 (gene HOXC8). The transcript is spliced from 2 exons. NCBI's taxonomy places the organism in Eukaryota, Metazoa, Chordata, Aves, Galliformes, Numididae. Gene Ontology annotation, biological process: regulation of transcription by RNA polymerase II. Gene Ontology annotation, molecular function: RNA polymerase II transcription regulatory region sequence-specific DNA binding; DNA-binding transcription factor activity, RNA polymerase II-specific. Bases 5 to 733 code for a protein of 242 amino acids. The record is from RefSeq and is a predicted model, not a curated record. Gene Ontology annotation, cellular component: nucleus.